UGUUCUAACCUCACAAAACUUUGUGCUUUGUGGGUAACCUACAAAAUGUCUCUUCAACACAGAAAUGUAAUCAAUUUAAUUUUAUUAGAAAGAUUUGGGAAAGUUAUAGCAGAUGUAGGAGACAUAAUUUUUCAAAAUCCGAGUUCUCUCUACAAUAUAGUUAAAUCAGCUGAUAUACGUAUCAGUAAAGUAAAAGAAGCUUUAUCCGUAUUGAUUAAGUAUAAUUUGGUUACGUUUAAACUAAAUGUGGACUCCUCAGCUGCAAUCUAUAUGUUGAACCUUAAAAAUGUACUUCUAAUGCUCCGCUUCCCCAAAUUUAUCAAUCUGAUCAAGACCAAAUUUGAUGAAACGUAUGAAGUCUUGGUGGAAGAGAUCUUACUCAAAGGAUGUGUAACAGCCUCUGAACUAAUUAUCAAAGUUGCGAAACGCCUACAAGAGCAAAAAACCGUUAACAUUCUGCUUCAAGAACUUAAAGAUAAUUUCAACUCCUUGGUAACGGCAAAAUACGUAACAAGACUAUCAACGCAAGUAACAAAGGCGGAAGAGUUGUAUUUACUGCCAAACCUCGAUUUAAAACAAAUAUUGACGGUACUAAAUGGAGAAAACGAAACUCUCUCCGAUGCAGGGAUAUAUUGGACAAUAAACUCGGACCGUUUUCACCAAGAUUUGCGAGAUCAAUUAAUUGUAAACUCUGUGUCGAACAAAUUUGAUGACAAUAUGGGUGAACUAAUUAGAUUGUUGCUUCAACAAAUGUAUGUUAGAACCGAUCCUUGGGUUUCGUCAUCGAAUCCUAUACCAAUUUUAGAAGUGAAAGACAUUGUUAAAAAGCGCAACACCCACCCACAACUGGCCACAUUCUUUGAACAAUAUGUCAAUAUAUUGGAACAAGAUGCAACCGGAAUAAUACGAAAGGUGGGCGAAGCGAGUGGUGGCUCGUUUCAAGUGGAAAUCAAGCACAUAUUCACACAAUUAACAUGGGAAGCAGUGGAGGAGAUCGUUAAUGAAAAAUUCGAUUCAAAAGCAUCAAGAAUAUUUCGACUGGUAAAGUUGAGGCAUUACAUCGAACCUGAGCAGAUCCAGAAUUUGGUGAUGAUACCGGCAAAAGAAGUAAAGAGGAUUUUGUAUAUGCUAUUGGAAGAAAAUUUUUUGGUUGUUAAUGAACUAAAGAGGUCAGCCACCAGUUUGGGACCAAGUAAGUCAUUCACACUAUUCCACAUUCGUUUAAGUCAGGUCGUUAGAACAAUGUUGGAGUUGUGUUAUAAAACACUGUAUAAUAUAAUGACUAGAAGAUGUCAUGAAAAAUAUUUAAAUAAACGAUUAAUUGAUAAAAAACAUAGAGUGGAUACGAUCACCCAUGGGAUGAGAGUACAAGGAAUAUCAGGUGACUCUGUCUUAGAUAUUGAAGAAAUGAUUACUCCUCCAGAAAAUGAGAUAUUGGAACGGAUAGGCAAAAUGAUGAAGAAGUUGAGCUUAACAGAAUUGGAAAUCGAUGAAACAUUGUUUUUGUUGGAAAUGUAUCUAAAGUAUGAGUGAAGUUUGUUUAUAAAUAGAUUUCUUCCUCAUCCAUG
Messenger RNA from Photinus pyralis (common eastern firefly), 1568 nucleotides. It is a transcript of the gene Polr3C, whose product is annotated as DNA-directed RNA polymerase III subunit RPC3. Gene Ontology annotation, biological process: DNA-templated transcription. Bases 46 to 1533 code for a protein of 495 amino acids. Lineage: Eukaryota; Metazoa; Arthropoda; Insecta; Coleoptera; Lampyridae. Gene Ontology annotation, cellular component: RNA polymerase III complex. The transcript has 3 exons. The record is from RefSeq and is a predicted model, not a curated record. Gene Ontology annotation, molecular function: single-stranded DNA binding.